Salvia hispanica is the source of this 1800-nucleotide messenger RNA. RefSeq lists its product as uncharacterized. The record is from RefSeq and is a predicted model, not a curated record. Gene Ontology annotation, molecular function: protein binding. NCBI's taxonomy places the organism in Eukaryota, Viridiplantae, Streptophyta, Magnoliopsida, Lamiales, Lamiaceae.
UUCCCUCUCCCCUGGUGUCCCCUGCCCGCCACAUCACCACUAACGCAUGGUUUCACGGAUGCAAUCAAUCCUCUCUCUCUAUCAUAACCCCUUCUUUCAGCUAAAUAAAACGCCUCCUCUUAAUCACCUACUCUACUCUAAUCUCUCUCUCACAGAGCGUAACCAAAUCCCCUCCUCUCUCUCUCUCUCUCUCUCUCCUAAAUCUGCUUCCUCUCUGCAACCAAUCUCUGCGCCCAUGGAGAACAACUACUCGUACAACUCCUACCCUGAGUCCGGCGACUCCUCGCCGCGCUCUCGCGAGAUCGAUUUCGAGAAUCCGCCGCCGUGGGAGGAUUCGCAGGGGAAUCAGCCACCGCCUAAUUAUAAGGUCAAGUUUAUGUGCAGCUACGGCGGGAAGAUCCACCCGCGCCCGCACGAUAACCAGCUCUCCUACAUCGGCGGCGAGACCAAGAUCCUCUCCGUCGAUCGCAACAUCAAAUUCGCCUCUCUGCUCUCCAAGCUCAUCGCACUCUCUGAUAACCACACUAUCUCCUUCAAGUACCAGCUCCCCGGCGAAGAUCUCGACGCUCUAAUUUCGGUCACCAACGAUGACGAUCUGGAGCACAUGAUGCACGAGUACGAGCGCUUGUACCGGAUUUCGCCUAAACCGACGAGGUUGAGGAUUUUCAUUUUCACCACGCUGAAUCAGAGCCUCAAUUCCUCCACUAGGAGCUUCGGCUCCGAUGAGGUCAAGUCGGAAAAGGAGAGGUUCGUAGAGGCGUUGAAUUCUGCUCCGAUUAUCACCGCGCCGCUGCAUACGGCGUCGGUCGCGGCUCCACUACAGCCGCCGGCUGGUAACAUCGAUUUCAUGUUUGGAUUGGAGAAAGCGGCGGCGCAACCGACGGUUCUGCCGCCGAUGAUGGGGAGAGUUCCGGAUGUGGAGGAGCCGGUGUUCCUUCCAGGACAGGAUGAGCGGUCAAUGGCGAUGGAUCCGAUCCAGAAGCAUAUUCAGGAUCUGCAGCGACUGAGGCUUGAGGAGCAGCAAGGGAUCUACAGAAGAAAAAGCGAGGAUAGUCUACCCGGAGGUUAUCCCGCCGGCGAGUAUUACAAGGUGCCGGAGAAAGCUCCUCCGCCGGUUAUGCCUAGCGGCGUCACUCACUGGCCUGACAACAGGCAAAUCCCCGGUGGAAUGUUCCCGACGAGCACAGAGCAGCCGGUUUACAUGGUCCAAACGCCGGCGGGUGCGUACCACGCGCCGUUGAUGCGACCAGUGACUGGAGCUCCGGCGCAGGGGUACUACGCCGUUCAGCGGAUGGCGUCAGACCAGCAACAACAACAACUGCAGCAAAUUCAACAACAUCAGCAGCAAAUUCAACAACAGCAGCAGCAGCAGCAGAUGUACAAUGUGAUUCCACACCCACAGCAGCAGCAGAAGGCGGCGGGAUAUUCGGAGGGUUUCGGGAUGGUGAGGGCGGGGACAGGUGGCGGGGUAGGAAUGGUGACGGAAGCAGGGUACGCGCAGGUGGCGUACGAUGUGGGGGCGGGGAGGCAGGUGAUGUACACGACGGCACAAGGGGGCAUGGUGGGGGCGCCGCCGCAGUAUCAAGCCGUGGUGAGCGCCGCCGACAUGCGGACAGCUGGAGGAUUGAAUCCGGAAGCCGGUGGAAAGGGUGUCCCCAAAGUUACGCAAACUCAGGCUUCUAUGUGAUUUGGGGGUCAACAAUUAUACUCUUUUUUAAAUAGUCAUUAAACCUUAGUUUCAUUGGAUAAUAAUUUGAGUGUUGUAUGGAUACACUAUAUAUAUGUAUGUUUCUCUUUCCA